AUGGUGGCAGGCUUUAAGCAAAACCAGGAAGCCUUGGCGGAGAUGAAAUUGGAAUUAAUGGGAGAGAUUAAAAAAACUAAUGACAAAAUGACAGAGUUCCAAAAGCAACUUUUGGCAAACACGCAGCAAGUGCAUGGCCUGGUAGCAAAAGUUGAGAGAUUAGAAGAGCAGAACAAAACCACUAUGGCGACGGCACGAGAAAACAGAACCAGUCUGGCGGACUUGGAAGAUAAAGUAGCAAGGCUGGAGAUGGAGAAAGCGACAUACGUGUUACGGUUUCAAAAUGUUCCGGAAGUAAGGGGAGAGAUUCUAGAGGAUAAAAUCUUGGAAAUACUAGAUGUAGAGGGAGAGAAAUUGUUGGAAGGAGGAAAGAGCGCAGAUCUUUCAGGAACGCCCUGCUUCUCGGGUGUCAUGGAGUUCGCUGCAGGAUGGCUUUCUGGGGCAGCUGGGCUGGUUCUUGGACACCCGAUGGACACUGUGAAGGUGCGACUGCAGACGCAGGCGGGUUACCGAGGCAUCUUGGACUGCGUGGUCAGGACGUACCGCGACGAAACGGUCUUUGGCUUCUUCAAAGGCAUGAGUUUCCCGCUGCUCAGUGUGGCGAUGGUCAACUCCGUCAUGUUUGGGGCCUAUAGCAAUGCCUUGCUGUACCUCAGCAACACCCACCACCGGGACCGUCGCUCCAACCCCCCCAGCUACACCCACAUCUUUGUCGCUGGCUGCUUCUCAGGACUGGUACAAGCUGUGGUCCUGGCCCCUGUGGAUCUCGUCAAAGUCCGGUUGCAGAACCAGACCCACCCAUACAGUCAUGGCACACUGCCAGCAGAGGCCCAGCCACUGUACAGGGGCCCAGUGCACUGUGCUGCCAGCAUCCUGCGGGAAGAGGGCAUUCUGGGCCUGUUCCGAGGCUUCUGGGCACUGGUGCUGCGUGACACACCCACCAUGGCGAUGUACUUCAUGACUUAUGUGGGUCUCUGCAGAGGGAUGACUGAGGAAAGGCAGGAGCCAGGCCCAAUAACAGUUCUUGUGGCUGGCGGCUUUGCUGGAAGCGUUUCAUGGGCCUUGGCCACCCCCAUGGAUGUGGUGAAGACCCGCUUGCAAAUGGAUGGGAUGAAGGGGAAGGAGUAUCGAGGGAUCCUCCACUGCAUUCUCACCAGUGUCCGGCAGGAGGGUCCGCAGGUGUUCCUGAAGAGCCUUGCCAUAAACAGUUUCCGUGCUUUCCCUGUGAAUGCAGUCACCUUCUUGAGUUAUGAGUUCAUCCUCAAAAUCGCCUGUUGAACUCUGCAACCACCGUGACACAACUCGAUUUU
Molecule: messenger RNA, 1310 nt
Organism: Heteronotia binoei (common prickly gecko)
Lineage: Eukaryota; Metazoa; Chordata; Lepidosauria; Squamata; Gekkonidae
Gene: SLC25A45
Product: solute carrier family 25 member 45
Exons: 7
Coding region: 1-1278 (425 amino acids)
Biological process (GO): transmembrane transport
Cellular component (GO): mitochondrion
Molecular function (GO): transmembrane transporter activity
Source: RefSeq, a predicted model, not a curated record